Messenger RNA from Nothobranchius furzeri (turquoise killifish), 1430 nucleotides. RefSeq names its product nanos homolog 1. Gene Ontology annotation, molecular function: mRNA binding; zinc ion binding. The record is from RefSeq and is a predicted model, not a curated record. NCBI's taxonomy places the organism in Eukaryota, Metazoa, Chordata, Actinopteri, Cyprinodontiformes, Nothobranchiidae. Gene Ontology annotation, cellular component: perinuclear region of cytoplasm. Gene Ontology annotation, biological process: oogenesis; negative regulation of translation.
UUCAGAGGACUUAUCAGCGCCUGAACCCAGAGCUCUGCGAUCAGACUGAGCUAGAGAGGAGACAAGAACUUUAAAUGCCAACAAAGACCCGGCCCGGAACACCUUCUCUCGCCUGUGGACGCUACAGCAGCAGCAGCAUGGACUACCUGGACAUGCGCGCUCCUUAUGAUUACACCUUUAACUUUUGGAACGACUACCUAGGUUUAUCAACUCUUGUCGCCAAAAACAAGAUGAGCAGCCCGUACUGUAACCCCAACUCCAUCACGGAGUCUUUAAAAGCGACACUGGGUUUAGAGGACGAGUCCUCCGUCUGCUCCUGCGUUAUUGCGCACGGCAGAGACACUGAAGGACACCUGGACUGCUGCUGCGCAGCCCCGGGCUCGCCGCCGCUCUCCGUCUACGAACUGAAGGAGAGCAUCUCUCUGCUCCGGCCGUACGAGCACGUCGCAGCCGAGGCUCAGCUGGGAGGGAGAGACUCUCCUCCAUACGGGGGCAGCUUCGCCGGCUUCGACGUGUUCUCAAUAGACCGACGACGCAAACAGAGCCAGAGGAGCAAGCCGGAGCCGAAGGUAUGCGUGUUCUGUCGGAAUAACGGUGCGCCGGAGGAAGUUUACGGUACCCACAUCCUAAAGGCGGUGGACGGGAGAGUCCUGUGCCCCAUCCUCCGGGCCUACACCUGCCCCCUGUGCACCGCCAACGGAGACAACGCGCACACCAUCAAGUACUGCCCGUUGUCCAAAGAGCAGCCAAACCAGAGAGUAGCCAGGGGGGGCCGGGCCUUCGGCAAGAGGCUGAAACUCUUCUGAGCUCUUCUGAGCCCCAACAACAAUGAAAAAACAAAAAGAAGUUGCACUGAAGCGACCGGGUCUGGGGUCGGACAUGAUGUCAGAUGCAUCCGCAACGCUUCCGUCCUGAGCGCAGUUUACACAGACGCAGCACUCGAGCCAAAGUUUUGUCCAGAUGACCCGCGAAUGCCACCUUCAUGCUGUUUGUGCCAGAGCAUGUCAGCUCAUCAUGCAGCACUGGGGCGAAUGUUUAUUCCCCAUGUGUCCCCUGAUGGGUGUCCCCUCUGAUGGAUGUGCCCUGAUGGGGAGGCUGACUGACGCAAACCUCCCUUCACGCGCAGCACUGCUGAGAUGUUUUGUACCAAAGGAGAACUCUUUUAUAUAGAAUCUUAACCUGGAGGUAUUUCUGGUUUUAUGUUGGAUGUCCUGGUUUUGUGUGAUCUGCCUAAAGCGGAUCUGACUUGCUGCUCGUUUCAGUUCAAAACUGACUUACCCUUGUGCACCUGCUGUUCUUGUAACACCUAUAGAGAUGAAACCUGACAUUCCAAACAAACCGUUGUUUAUGUACUUGUUUUGACUGUAUGUACCACUGGAGAAUAAAUCCACUGUAAAUGGCUUAUGAAUAAACACAUCAUUUACAUUUUA